AUGGGACUGCUCAUUUGUUUGGGACUCGUCACUCCCUUCCAUGUUGCUCCUGCAAUGUCUGGUCUCCGCUCUGCCUUCUCUGCUACACGCAGCAGAAGUGUACUCGGCGGCUCCCAGCGAGCUGUGACAUUUGAUCGUCUCCUAGUCAACGUGGGCGGGGACUUCAACCCAGACACAGGUCGGUUUCGAUGUCGCUUAGCAGGUGCUUAUUAUUUCUCCUUUACAGUGGGCAAAUUCCCUAAGAAGCUCCUGUCUGUUAUGUUGGUGAAAAAUGGGCAGGAAGUACAAGCAAUGGCUUAUGAUGGACACAGGAAACCUGGCCGUAAAGUUCAGAGCCAGAGCGUGAUGUUAACUCUAAAGCCCAUGGAUACAGUUUGGCUGCUACUGCAGCAAAGCCCAGAUUAUGCCCUUUACAGCAAUGUGGGACCUUACAUUACAUUCACGGGCUAUUUGGUAUAUCCGGACUCGUCAUCCUCUAUGAGUUAUCUCAACAACCACCUGCCCCAACCAGGGUUCCUUCAUCCCGAUUGCCCACCACCUACGGAUCCAUGGUAUAGCUUGACAAGAGAAAAAGCUUUUGAAGAACCUAGGUCAGCUUUCUCAGUAGCAAGAACGACCUCUGUGCUGGGAGAAAGCGGAGGGUAUCGUGAAAAGGAGGCAUUGACUUUUGACGUGGAAUAUGUCAAUAUUGGUGGGCACUUUAACAAGACGUCAGGUCACUUCACGUGUCACUUCCCCGGGUCGUAUUUCUUUGCCUUCACAGUUGGGAGGCACCCGCAUAGGGCAGUAUCGGUGAAGUUAAUGACUGGCCGUGGUGAGGUGCAAGCUAUGGUGUUUGAUGAAGACACAUCAAGGCAUAGAGAAAUGCAGAGUCAGAGUCUUCUACUGUCACUGAGGAAGGGAGACACCGUCUGGCUCUACAGUCAACAGGACCAACGCUAUGCUGUGUAUAGCAAUCAGGGACGUUACACUACCUUUUCCGGCUUCUUGGUCUACCCUGACUGGGAGUCUUCAAUCCUGGAUAGAACUUACAACUGA
Messenger RNA from Chanos chanos (milkfish), 1038 nucleotides. RefSeq names its product C1q and TNF related 13 (gene c1qtnf13). The transcript has a single exon. The annotation marks the transcript as partial. Gene Ontology annotation, molecular function: protein binding. The record is from RefSeq and is a predicted model, not a curated record. NCBI's taxonomy places the organism in Eukaryota, Metazoa, Chordata, Actinopteri, Gonorynchiformes, Chanidae.